AUGAGUGCCAUUAUCAACGACUGCGAUGUCUCCCUGGAGGAUAUCAACCCGAUGAACUGGAAGCAAGGCGGCAAGCGCAUGCUACAGGAAAAUACGUACCAGAUUGAUAUUUUCCGCCAAAACCGGCCCUGGCCGCCCCCUAACAAGCCAAGACAGAGCUGUUGGGGCUGGUGGAAAUUCGUUCUGCAGCAUUAUGAUAUACGCGGCGCUGGCUGGGCGAACCAUGACUGGGGACAAAAGUCACUUCAGCCAGCAAUUAAUCCGUGUUGUGGACCGGGAAGCCUUACUGGUUGGAGCUUCAGAUACUUUGACCAGCCCGACGAGCACGGGUACGAGAAUUGUGCUUACUUUCCUUCCGCCAACUAG
Diaporthe batatas is the source of this 366-nucleotide messenger RNA. RefSeq lists its product as uncharacterized. The record is from RefSeq and is a predicted model, not a curated record. Lineage: Eukaryota; Fungi; Ascomycota; Sordariomycetes; Diaporthales; Diaporthaceae. Bases 1 to 366 code for a protein of 121 amino acids. The transcript is spliced from 3 exons.